Sphaerodactylus townsendi is the source of this 2482-nucleotide messenger RNA. RefSeq names its product katanin regulatory subunit B1 like 1 (gene KATNBL1). Gene Ontology annotation, cellular component: nucleolus. Bases 164 to 1078 code for a protein of 304 amino acids. Lineage: Eukaryota; Metazoa; Chordata; Lepidosauria; Squamata; Sphaerodactylidae. The transcript is spliced from 10 exons. Gene Ontology annotation, molecular function: microtubule binding. The record is from RefSeq and is a predicted model, not a curated record.
UCCGGUCCCAGCAUGCACUGCGGCGGAGUUUGAAUGGCGCUGGCGACGCUGAGUGGGCCCCGGCGGUAGGACUUCGCCGCUGCAAGCUUCCAUUUGAGGCCGGGCCGGCAGCAGCUACAGUAGCAGCGCUGGACCAUGAGCGGCGGCAGGGAUUUGAGAGAUUAUGGCAUCUGAAGCCCAAAAUGUUAGAAAACAGAACUUACUGUACCUUGAGGGUCGUCCUGUUGAUCUCCCUAGAAAAAGGAGCUCUUCUUUCAUUAAUGAGAACAUGAAGGAGGGUAAGAAAUCUGGAAAACAUUUGGCUUCUUGCACAAGCAGAACGACAGUUGGACAAAUUGUGACCAGCCCCCAUCCUCUCUUCAGAGUAGUCUACUGCAAAAGAAAAGUUCUGUAUUAUUCUCCAAAACCUUGUUUCAGAAAGAAACAGCUCCCUAAAGUCAGAGGCCGUGACAUGGCAAAUAAGGAAAAUGAACUGGCUUGUGCAGGUAAUCUGCCAGCAAAACUGCCUGCUGAUGGCCGUACAUUCUUAUUGAACUCCAGUGAUUCUGGGCGCUCUCAAGCAGAAAGUCCUUCAUCAAAAUAUAGUGGAUUUUUUUCAGAGGUUUCUGAAGAUCAUGACACUAUGGCACAGGUCCUCUUCAGCAGAAAUCUCCGACUGAAUGUAGCUCUAACCUUUUGGAGGAGGAGAAGUAUAAGUGAGCUCGUAGCCUAUUUAUUAAGGAUACAAGAUCUUGGUGUAGUGGUAGACUGUCUUCCAGUGCUUACCAGCAGUUUACAGGAAGAAAAACCAUAUAUUUCUGUUGGCUGCUGUGUAGAUCUUCUGCCUUUAGUAAAAUUACUGCUUAAAAGUAAAUAUGAAGAAUAUGUGGUGGUUGGUUUAAAUUGGCUACAAGCUGUGAUUAAAAGAUGGUGGCCAGAACUUUCUGCCCAUACAGAAAAGAUAGAGGAUGGAAAUAUUCAGAUUUUAAAACAGCAGUUAAGUGGAUUAUGGGAACAAGAAAAUCAUCUUACUUUGGUUCCAGGAUAUACGGGUAACAUAGCAAAGGAUGUAGAUGCUUAUCUAUUACAGCUGCACUGACAUUCUUGGAGGUCAUAGUGUGUAUGCCUGUACCUGCGCAUUUAAUUGUGUCGGCUAAAAAAGCCCAAUACCUUUCAACAAUGUACUACUGCGAAAAUGAAAUACCACCACUUUUAAGAAGAACUGUCUUGACAGAAGAGCACUCGAUCUUCAGAACAGCUUGCUACAACCACUAAAAAUCUAUCUGCUUCACAUUGAAGUGGAAAAAAUUAUAACAGGAGCAACUUUUACUUCAGUGAGGUGAAAAUGCACUGUGAAAACUAUACAUAAUGCCUUUGCUGCAUUCGGGGGUCUGUUCAGUUAAUUGGGGAUGAAACUGCUGCUGUGCUUCUUCUGCAUCAUUGUACAAAGCAACAAAGUUUAAUCACGGAGAUAAGAUUACAGAACCAGUUACUAGAAACCACAAGAGACCAGUCGCCAUAAAUAUUUUUAAACUUUUUUUUGCAUAUGAACUGUAAAAUGUGUUUGUAUAUACGUGUAUAUGUUGAAAAAUAUGUUAAACUUAAAAACGUUGAAGUUCUGUAUAAAAACUCUACAAUGUCUGCUAUAUUAAUCAAGACAUUAAAGACUAUUUUUGUUGCACUCCUGAGAAACUGUAUAUAGUCAGAGGCCUUAAUUACUAGCUUUGCAAAUAGCCAGUAUUUUAAGAUAGAGUAUGGAAAGAUGAAAUCCUUUAUUAAAAGUUAUCAGGGUGGUGUUCAUACACUUUAUAUAAAUCGUUUUGAAACUGUGUUAUUCAAUGUUUAAGUGGGUAUGUCCACUAUCUGACACGCAUACUAAAAUUUUAGGCACAGAGGAAAAACUACUUUCAAAUGUCAACAGAAUAGCAAAUCUGUACACCUAGAGUUUUAAUACUUACAUUUUCUAGUGCUCUGUUCUGUAACCCAGAUUACAUGCAUUCUCAAUAUUACUACUAUAUUCAUUUCUAGAAUUAUGUUCAAAUAAUUUUAUCUGGGUUCCUCUACCACGAACCACCUCUAUUGCAUUCCAGAUAUUUAUAUUUCCUGCUCCCAAAAUGUUUACAGCCAAGAUAAGCCUGUGCUUUUCAGAUUCAACAAAGCAUAUGCUACCUCCUUACAAAUGUUGCUAGACAUCUUGCAGGUGUACUUGUCCCAUGGCUAUUUUUCUUAACAAUUACUCUUAAGUGGAAGAACAAUGAAGUACUUAUAGCUAUAUCUUGUUUUACUAAUUUGGGAUUCUUUAGUUUAGUCUGCUGUGAUUUACCAGCUGGAUUAAAGAGGGUUUGAUGAGUAUGUUGGCACCUGUUUUAUGUAACUAGUAAAUAUGUGUGUCCAAAUUAAAUUCUAUGAAGUGCCAGAUGUGCACAAAAACAGAUGUAUUUUUACAGUACAACCAAACUCAUUGUUGGAUUUAUUUUUUAUUAAAUAUGACUUGAGACUUAUA